AUGAAGAAGCAGGAGGAGAAGGAGACAAAACCACGCUUCUUCACCUGGAAGCGAAAGCGCGACAAUGCGCAGGGCAAAGAUGAGGAGGAGGCAACGACGAGUCUGAUGGUGGAUAUCGACUACCGGAACGCGCUUGCUCUUCCACCUGUGCCGAAGCUGCUCAAGGCCUUACCCAGCAUGAGCGCGCUCUGCGACUAUCAGUUGGAUGACUUGGAAACUCAAUUGAGGCCGUACUUGCUUACCACUCAUACGCUGCUGUCGCGAAUUCACAUGGAUGAUGACGAUGCCUAUGGAAAGGAAGCCGAAAAAGGCUCCAUGGCACCUCCGCCACCACCAAAGGAUGCGCAGCUGUUCAAGGAUGACGACGUGCCAGAGGAAGUCAAUCGAGCACAGAAGCUCGCACGGCUGACAGAGCCAACGGAUGCCUACCACCGUCAGGCCUUUGGCUUGCAGCUUCCUCAGCUCAUCACCAAUGACGUGUUCACAGAGCGGCAGCGUUUCACAACAGGUCGGGAUGCUGCUGAAAAGAAGAUUUUCCGCGAUCCUCCCGGUUUCAACAGCAAGGAGGAGCUGGCCCAAAAGAUUGGCAAGACCUUCCAGGCUGCAAAGGAGGAACCUGUGCAUCCUUCAAAGCCACACUUGCGGCCAAAGCGAGUGAUGCAAGUCGUGCCGGACGUGCAGCUGUGGUCCAACAGGUAUGUACAGGUAGCGUUCGACGAGGAGCCGCGCGGACACAUGGUGCAGCCAAACGACCUGUUGCUGAGAUCUGCGCCCGACCCGCGGACGACGUGCUUCAGCCUCUUCAGCCCUCGGGAAAAGGAUGCAGAUGCCUACGACUUCCAGCGGCAGUACUACUGGAGCAACCGGGGUGGCUUCCAGCAAGCUGAUGAGAUUGGUGAGGGCAAGACCGCUGUGCUGUUCAUCCCGCGCUCAUCAGCAGACGGUGAGGAGCCGAAGCAGGCGAAGUUCAUCCUCGCGCCCACGAAGAUGGCGCUGGCGAAGCUGAAGGCGCAUCGUCUUGACAUAGAGGAGGAGACCAAGGAGCCAGCUGCACGCGUUCUUGUCGUGAACAGAGUCGAACCGCUGACCCGCCAGCUGCCUGUGUGGAGCGCGGCUGGGUCCGGGCCGUGUCACGUUAUGCAAGUUCUGGGCCAUGCUGGUGAGGCGCUCCGGGUGACGGUCCGCCCUCCCGCAGCAGCAGAGUCUGCCGAUCUCUCUGCCUCCGCGCCUGACUCGGCGCAGCCGGACUCGGCCGAACCUGUGAACUCCGCAGAGCCCGUGGAGCCGGUUGAACCGGCGGAGAUGAAUACUUCGCAGCUUUGUGAUCAAAGAGCACGGGGUGUCGAAUGCAUUGUCUUCUCACACGACGUGUCCUGGUUGAGUUCAGUGCUCUCUCCACUGUUCAUGCCAACUGCCGAACUUGGUGGCCAUGCACGCGCCAAUCUCGCUGGGGAGCCAGGCGCUGGGGACAGAGAGCUGGCUGGCCAGUCGGAGUUUCUCUCGAGGGAGUUGGAUGGCAUCUCGCUUGGAACUUCUCGGAUCCGUAGCGCGCUCUUGGGUGACUCGCAGCUCUGCCUGAUGAAUCCGGAGACGCUUGAGCAGAGUGGCUCGUCUUCGGGCGAGAGAGCGCUGGAUUGGUCCAUCGUGGAUGAGUUCGAGGCCGACUGGACGCAGGAGCAAGUGCCGGGCGACGGGGGUGGCGCGGACGUGGGCGAUGCUCCUGAUCCGCUGACGCCUUUGCGUCGGACGCCGCUGGUGCUUCCGGCGAGUAGCGAGAAGUUUGCGGAGCCGGUGCCGGUUUCGAGCCUCGAGGCAUCGAAGGCUCCUCUGUUCUAUGGCAUCGAAGCGUGCGAAGGUGCUCCCGCCAUACCCGGGCCCGGGUCACCAGAGGAGAUCAAGGCAUCCCUUGCCUUCACCGAAGACCUCGAGCCCCUGGAGCAGAAGAGCCUCCCGGGAGCUGCGGAGCUGCGGUGUGCGACGCACCUCGAGUUCUGCAUGAGCUUGGAAGACGACGACUCGGAGCCCUGCGAAGAGAAGACGCUGGACUGCGAAGGGGCCCCCGCUUUCCUCAUCCAGGAGUUGGAGUUGCAUGAGGAAGCUUCCGCGACUCUCCUGCAUCGCACGCUGGGAAACCUGGCGGUAGACUUGGAGCAGGGCGAUUUAGAGAUGCAGAGCCCCGACAGCGGAGCUGCGUCUAGAGAUUCCAGCAUGCCUUCUGAACAGGCAGAGCUUUGUGUCCCGCAUGCUGAGUCGCAUGCGCUGGGCGAGUGCCCGGUGGAAGCUUGCGAUUCUUCUUCAGAGUCUGGCAAGAAGCAGCAGGAGCUGCAACUCACACCGGGGGAGUGCGUCGAAGCCCCGGCUACAGACGGCAGAAGCGCAUCACAGGCGGAUGUCCACCACGACAUCGGUCUUGAUGAUGGCCACACAGAGUUGGGCGAGCUGGAUGACUUGGAUGGGAAUUCAGCAGAAGAGAUAGGCAAUCCAGGACCUCGGCGAAAAGAUCGCGAAUCUGCAACUCCCAGCACAGAUGCACUUGAGGAGGAAGCUCGCACGCCUGUCUUGGCUGCAGCUGCAGCUGUUGUAUCAGUGUGGGAGGAUAAGCAAGUGCCGGGUGAGUCAGCAGCUUGUUCAGAGCUUGCCAAUGACGACCCAGGCAGCUCGGACCUGGAUUUUGGCAUCGCUGCGCCAACUCUGCCAGCAUCCGUGCCAUCCGACUGCGAGGUCACCGAUGCAACACAAGGCAUGGCCUCAAGUGGUGAACCAGAGAUGGCUUUCGGCAUCGAGCAGGCCGCGCAAGAGCUUUCCGAGAGCAUUGCAGAAAGUGCAGCCGAGUCCGAUGGUCUGGCUUCGCCGAGCAUCACCAAUGCGGCCGAUGCAAGCAUUGGGCCGGAUCAGCAGGACAGCGAGUUGAGCGUGAUUUUGCAAGAAAGCCUUCCUGCAGCAUGCGAUGAGGCCUUCGAGGAGAGGCCGAGUGGAAGUGAUGGAGAUGUGUUGGUGCACGGGCAAGACUUGGCGCUGUGCCAAGACAAGAUGUCUGAGUGCGCGGAAGUCGCGCAUCCCACCGUGGGGAACAUAGUCGCAGACUUGGAGCACAUUGACGACGGAGCUGCGCGCAAGGAUCUCAUCGAUUCCAGCAUGGAUUCUGAAGCGGCAGAAGCAGAGCUUUGUGUCCCGCAUGCUGAGUCGCAUGCGCUUGGCGAGUGCCCGGUGGAAGCUUGCGAUUCUUCUUUAGAGUCUGGCAAGAAGCAGCAGGAGCUGCAACUCACACCGGGGGAGUGCGUCGAAGCCCCGGCUACAGACGGCAGAAGCGCAUCACAGGCGGAUGUCCACCACGACAUCGGUCUUGAUGAUGGCCACACAGAGUUGGGCGAGCUGGAUGACUUGGAUGGGAAUUCAACAGAGGAGAUGGGCAAUCCAGGGCCUCAGCGAGAAGAUCGCGAAUCUGCAACUCCCAGCACGGAUGCACGUGAGGAGAAAGCUCGCACGCCUGUCUUGAUGACCGAAGAUGAAGAUGUUGGGUUAGUGUUGGAGGGCGAGCAAAGGUGUUCCAAGCUGGCUGUUGCCGACCCCGGCAGUUCGGAUCUGCAUGUCGAUGUGCCUCUGCCGACUCUGCCAGCAUCGGUGCCAUCGGACUGCAAUGUCAUCGAUCUGGAGUGUAGCAAAGGCCACGUGCAAGAUGCAUCGGCGCCUGUCAGCUUCCAUGAGGCCGAGGGCGAGGCUGACUGUGCAACCACUGGUCUGGACUCGAAGAGCUUCGCCAAUGAUGCCAGUGCCGUGUCCGAUGAGCAGCUUACGGUUGGUUCAGCUGGAGCGAGCAAUCCGCCGGCCGCUGCCAGCCAUGCCGCAGACAGCCGAAGGAAGCAGAUUGAGCCAGCGCUGCGCCAUUCCCCCUCCACUUCAUGCCUGGGUCUGACGAAGACUGCGGCGGCUCGGAGGGAUGCCCGGUCGAGCGAGGUGCCGAAGCCGAAGAAGAAACUCUCCGAGCCCCGCCCGGUCCCGGCGCCGAAGCAGCCGGACGGGGCCAGCAAAGUGCGCCCUUCGAGACCUAUGGCAGGUUCCCCUCCUUCGCAGCCGCCCAAGGAACCGACAAUCACAGGCAACGAGCCGGAGAAGGCAAGCCAGUCCAAGAAGGACGUCCGCGAGUUCUGGCAGGCUUUGGACAAGAAAGCAGUGGAAUCGGAAAAGACAAGCAGGAUACCACGACCCAGGAUCCCGGCAAAGCGCGGCGAGGCUGCUGCUCCGCAGCCGGCCGCAUCGACCCUCGGAGCAGAGAAGAGUGGCGAAGCACGAGAUCGACCUUCAGAGCCGCGGCAGCCAUCCAAGAAGACCGUUGCUCCGAGCAAGAUUCCGCGCCCGCAGCUCCCCACGGGUACGAGCAGGGUUCCGGCGAAGCAGAUUCAUUCACAACAGCAGCAAGUUGAGCGUGCGAAGCCCAAGGUGCUGGACAAAAAGGCGGCCAUGCAGAGAGCAGACUACGGCUGCUGCAAAGCCUCUCGGCACAAAGACUUCGACAAAGGCGAGAAGGACUGUGAGCUUCAAGGCUUGAAGCUGUGCCAAGACAAGCCCACUCCUGUUGCUGACUGCGCGGAAGUCGCGCAUCAAACCGUCGGGAACAUCGCGGCAGACUUGGAGCACGUUGACGACGAGGCUGCAGACAAGGAGUCCAGCAUCCCUUCUGAACCAGCAGAAGCAGAGGUUUGUGUUCCGCACCCUCAGCCACAUGCGCUGGAAGAGUGCCCAGUGGCAGCUUGCGAUUCUGGUUCACUCACACCAGGGGAGUGUGUCGAAGCCCCGGCUUCAGUCCAUGGCAGAAGCGCAUCACAGGCGGAUGCCCACCACGACAUCGGGCUUGAUGAUGGCCACACAGAGUUGGGCGAGCUGGAUGGCUUCGAUGGGAAUUCAGCGGAAGAGAUAGGCAAUCCAGGGCAUCAGCGAGAAGAUCGCGAAGCUGCAACUCCCAGCACGGAUGCCCUUGAGGAGGAAGCUCGCACGCCUGUCUUGGCUGCAGCUGUAGCUGUUGCAUCAGUGUGGGAGGAUGAGCAAGUGCCGGCUGAGUCAGCGGCUUGUUCAGAGCUUGCCAAUGACGACCCAGGCAGUUCGGACCUGGAUUUUGGCAUCGCUGCGCCAACUCUGCCAGCAUCCGUGCCAUCCGACUGCGAGGUUACCGAUGCAACACAAGGCAUGGCCUCAAGUGGUGAAUCAGAGAUGGCUUUCGGCAUCAAGCAGGCCACGCAAGAGCUUUCCGAGGGCAUUGCAGAAAGUCUAGUCGAAUCCGAUGGUCUGGCUUCGCCGAGCAUCACCAAUGCGGCCGAUGCAAGCAUUGGGCCGGAUCAGCAGGACAGCGAGUUGAGCGUGAUUUUGCAAGAAAGCCUUCCUGCAGCAUGCGAUGAGGCCUUCGAGGAGAGGCCGAGUGGAAGUGAUGGAGACGUUUUGGUGCAUGGGCAAGACUUGGAGCUGUGCCAAGACAAGAUGUCUGAGUGCGCGGAAGUCGCGCAUCCCACCGUGGGGAACAUAGCCGCAGACUUGGAGCACAUUGACGACGGAGCUGCGCGGAAGGAUUUCAUCGAUUCCAGCAUGGAUUCUGAAGCGGCAGAAGCAGAGCUUUGUGUCCCGCAUGCUGAGUCGCAUGCGCUUGUCGAGUGCCCGGUGGAAGCUUGCGAUUCUUCUUCAGAGUCUGGCAAGAAGCAGCAAGAGCUGCAACUCACGCCAAGGGAGUGUGUCGAAGCCCCGGCUUCAGACGGCAGAAGCGCAUCACAGGCGGAUGUCCACCACGACAUCGGUCUUGAUGAUGAUGGCCACACAGAGUUGGGCGAGCUGGAUGACUUGGAUGGGAAUUCAGCAGAAGAGAUAGGCAAUCCAGGACCUCGGCGAGAAGAUCGCGAAUCUGCAACUCCCAGCACGGAUGCACUUGAGGAGGAAGCUCGCACGCCUGUCUUGGCUGCAGCUGCAUCAGUGUGGGAGGACGAGCAAGUGCCGGGUGAGUCAGCGGCUUGUUCAGAGCUUGCCAAUGACGACCCAGGCAGUUCGGACCUGGAUUUUGGCAUCGCUGUGCCAACUCUGCCAGCAUCCGUGCCAUCCGACUGCGAGGUUACCGAUGCAACACAAGGCAUGGCCUCAAGUGGUGAAUCAGAGAUGGCUUUCGGCAUCAAGCAGGCCACGCAAGAGCUUUCCGAGGGCAUUGCAGAAAGUCGAGUCGAAUCCGAUGGUCUGGCUUCUCGGAGCAUCACCAAUGCGGCCGAUGCAAGCAUUGGGCCGGAUCAGCAGGACAGCGAGUUGAGCGUGAUUUUGCAAGAAAGCCUUCCUGCAGCAUGCGAUGAGGCCUUCGAGGAGAGGCCGAGUGGAAGUGAUGGAGAUGUGUUGGUGCAUGGGCAAGACUUGGAGCUGUGCCAAGACAAGAUGUCUGAGUGCGCGGAAGUCGCGCAUCCCACCGUGGGGAACAUAGUCGCAGACUUGGAGCACAUUGACGACGGAGCUGCGUGGAAGGACUUCAUCGAUUCCAGCAUGGAUUCUGAAGCGGCAAUAGCAGAGCUGUGUGUCCCGCAUGCUGAGUCGCAUGCGCUUGGCGAGUGCCCGGUGAAAGCUUACGAUUCGUCUUCAGAGUCUGGCAAGAAGCAGCAAGAGCUGCAACUCACGCCAAGGGAGUGUGUCGAAGCCCCGGCUUCAGACGGCAGAAGCUCAUCACAGGCGGAUGUCCACCACGACAUCGGUCUUGAUGAUGGCCACACAGAGUUGGGCGAGCUGGAUGACUUGGAUGGGAAUUCAGCAGAAGAGAUAGGCAACCCAGGGCCUCAGCGAGAAGAUCGCGAAUCUGCAACUCCCAGCACGGAUGCACUUGAGGAGAAAGCACGCACGCCUGUCUUGGCUGCAGCUGCAGCUGUUGCAUCAAUGUGGGAGGAUGAGCAAGUGCCGGGUGAGUCAGCGGCUUGUUCAGAGCUUGCCAAUGACGACCCAGGCAGUUCGGACCUGGAUUUUGGCGUCGCUGUGCCAACUCUGCCAGCAUCAGUGCCAUCCGACUGCGAGGUUACCGAUGCAACACAAGGCAUGGCCUCAAGUGGUGAAUCAGAGAUGGCUUUCGGCAUCAAGCAGGCCGCGCAAGAGCUUUCCGAGGGCAUUGCAGAAAGUCCAGUCGAAUCCGAUGGUCUGGCUUCUCCGAGCAUCACCAAUGCGGCCGAUGCAAGCAUGGGGCCGGAUCAGCAGGACAGCGAGUUGAGCGUGAUUUUGCAAGAAAGCCUUCCUGCAGCAUGCGAUGAGGCCUUUGAGGAGAGGCUGAGUGGAAGCGAUGGAGAUGUGUUGCUGCACGGGCAAGACUUGGAGCUGUGCCAAGAUAAGAUGUCUGAGUGCGCGGAAGUCGCGCAUCCCAACCUCGGGAACAUAGCCGCAGACUUGGAGCACAUUGACGACAGAGCUGCGCGGAAGGACUUCAUCGAUUCCAGCAUGGAUUCUGAAGCGGCACAAGCAGAGCUUUGUGUCCCGCAUGCUGAGUCACAUGCGCUUGGCGAGUGCCCGGUGGAAGCUUGCGAUUCGUCUUCAGAGUCUGGCAAGAAGCAGCAAGAGCUGCAACUCACGCCAAGGGAGUGUGUCGAAGCCCCGGCUUCAGACGGCAGAAGCGCAUCACAGGCGGAUGUCCACCACGACAUCGGUCUUGAUGAUGAUGGCCACACAGAGUUGGGCGAGCUGGAUGACUUGGAUGGGAAUUCAGCAGAAGAGAUAAGCAAUCCAGGGCCUCGGCGAGAAGAUCGCGAAUCUGCAACUCCCAGCACGGAUGCACUUGAGGAGGAAGCUCGCACGCCUGUCUUGGCUGCAGGUGCAGCUGUUGCAUCAAUGUGGGAGGAUGAGCAAGUGCCGGGUGAGUCAGCGGCUUGUUCAGAGCUUGCCAAUGACGACCCAGGCAGUUCGGACCUGGAUUUUGGCAUCGCUGUGCCAACUCUGCCAGCAUCCGUGCCAUCCGACUGCGAGGUUACCGAUGCAACACAAGGCAUGGCCUCAAGUGGUGAAUCAGAGAUGGCUUUCGGCAUCAAGCAGGCCGCGCAAGAGCUUUCCGAGGGCAUUGCAGAAAGUCCAGUCGAAUCCGAUGGUCUGGCUUCUCCGAGCAUCACCAAUGCGGCCGAUGCAAGCAUGGGGCCGGAUCAGCAGGACAGCGAGUUGAGCGUGAUUUUGCAAGAAAGCCUUCCUGCAGCAUGCGAUGAGGCCUUUGAGGAGAGGCUGAGUGGAAGCGAUGGAGAUGUGUUGCUGCACGGGCAAGACUUGGAGCUGUGCCAAGAUAAGAUGUCUGAGUGCGCGGAAGUCGCGCAUCCCAACCUCGGGAACAUAGCCGCAGACUUGGAGCACAUUGACGACAGAGCUGCGCGGAAGGACUUCAUCGAUUCCAGCAUGGAUUCUGAAGCGGCACAAGCAGAGCUUUGUGUCCCGCAUGCUGAGUCACAUGCGCUUGGCGAGUGCCCGGUGGAAGCUUGCGAUUCGUCUUCAGAGUCUGGCAAGAAGCAGCAAGAGCUGCAACUCACGCCAAGGGAGUGUGUCGAAGCCCCGGCUUCAGACGGCAGAAGCGCAUCACAGGCGGAUGUCCACCACGACAUCGGUCUUGAUGAUGAUGGCCACACAGAGUUGGGCGAGCUGGAUGACUUGGAUGGGAAUUCAGCAGAAGAGAUAAGCAAUCCAGGGCCUCGGCGAGAAGAUCGCGAAUCUGCAACUCCCAGCACGGAUGCACUUGAGGAGGAAGCUCGCACGCCUGUCUUGGCUGCAGGUGCAGCUGUUGCAUCAAUGUGGGAGGAUGAGCAAGUGCCGGGUGAGUCAGCGGCUUGUUCAGAGCUUGCCAAUGACGACCCAGGCAGUUCGGACCUGGAUUUUGGCAUCGCUGUGCCAACUCUGCCAGCAUCCGUGCCAUCCGACUGCGAGGUUACCGAUGCAACACAAGGCAUGGCCUCAAGUGGUGAAUCAGAGAUGGCUUUCGGCAUCAAGCAGGCCACGCAAGAGCUUUCCGAGGGCAUUGCAGAAAGUCGAGUCGAAUCCGAUGGUCUGGCUUCUCCGAGCAUCACCAAUGCGGCCGAUGCAAGCAUGGGGCCGGAUCAGCAGGACAGCGAGUUGAGCGUGAUUUUGCAAGAAAGCCUUCCUGCAGCAUGCGAUGAGGCCUUUGAGGAGAGGCUGAGUGGAAGCGAUGGAGAUGUGUUGCUGCACGGGCAAGACUUGGAGCUGUGCCAAGACAAGAUGUCUGAGUGCGCGGAAGUCGCGCAUCCCACCGUGGGGAACAUAGCCGCAGACUUGGGGCACAUUGACGACGGAGCUGCGCGGAAGGAUUUCAUCGAUUCCAGCAUGGAUUCUGAAGCUGCACAAGCAGAGCUGUGUGUCCCGCAUGCUGAGUCGCAUGCGCUUGGCGAGUGCCCGGUGGAAGCUUACGAUUCUUCUUCAGAGUCUGGCAAGAAGCAGCAAGAGCUGCAACUCACGCCGGGGGAGUGUGUCGAAGCCCCGGCUUCAGACGGCAGAAGCGCAUCACAGGCGGAUGUCCACCACGACAUCGGUCUUGAUGAUGAUGGCCACACAGAGUUGGGCGAGCUGGAUGACUUGGAUGGGAAUUCAGCAGAAGAGAUAAGCAAUCCAGGGCCUCGGCGAGAAGAUCGCGAAUCUGCAACUCCCAGCACGGAUGCCCUUGAGGAGGAAGAUCGCACGCCUGUCUUGGCUGCGGCUGCAGCUGUUGCAUCAGUGUGGGAGGAUGAGCAAGUGCCGGGUGAGUCAGCGGCUUGUUCAGAGCUUGCUAAUGACGACCCAAGCAGUUCAGAUCUGCAUUUUGACAUCGCUGUGCCAACUCUGCCAGCAUCCGUGCCAUCCGACUGCGAGGUCAGAGAUGCAACACAAGGCAUGGCGUCAAGUGGUGAAUCAGAGAUGGCUUUCGGCAUCAAGCAGGCCGCGCAAGAGCUUUCCGAGGGCAUUGCAGAAAGUCCAGUCGAAUCCGAUGGUCGGGCUUCGCCGAGCAUCACCAAUGCGGCAGAUGUAAGCAUGGGGCCAGUUGCUUGCCAUACCGAUGAUGCUGGGGGAAGACGCAUGAAGGAGGCGAUGCGAAGAGCAGCCCGGAUUUUCUUUCUCGUCGUCGCUUUGACGCUUCCGGAGCUUGCUUGGCGCCUGGGGCCCGUGCCGGAAACCUUCGUUUGA
Molecule: messenger RNA, 10140 nt
Organism: Symbiodinium sp. CCMP2592
Lineage: Eukaryota; Dinophyceae; Suessiales; Symbiodiniaceae
Source: the annotation of a GenBank genome assembly